Rhea pennata is the source of this 780-nucleotide messenger RNA. It is a transcript of the gene CDX1, whose product is annotated as caudal type homeobox 1. Gene Ontology annotation, biological process: regulation of transcription by RNA polymerase II; anterior/posterior axis specification; animal organ morphogenesis. Bases 1 to 780 code for a protein of 259 amino acids. NCBI's taxonomy places the organism in Eukaryota, Metazoa, Chordata, Aves, Rheiformes, Rheidae. Gene Ontology annotation, cellular component: nucleus. The record is from RefSeq and is a predicted model, not a curated record. Gene Ontology annotation, molecular function: DNA-binding transcription factor activity, RNA polymerase II-specific; RNA polymerase II transcription regulatory region sequence-specific DNA binding. The transcript is spliced from 3 exons.
AUGUAUGUAGGUUAUCUUCUGGAUAAGGACGCCAACAUGUAUCCCAGCUCGGUCCGGCACCCCAGCCUCAACCUGAACCCCCAGAAUUAUGUGCCGGGGCCGCCCCAGUACUCGGACUUUGCCGGCUACCACCACGUGCCGGGGAUUAACAGCGACCCGCACCACGGGCAGCCCGCGGGGGCCUGGGGCUCUCCCUACACCCCCGCCAAGGAGGACUGGCAUUCGUAUGGGACCGCCGCCGCCUCGUCCGCCGCUGCCCCGGGGCAGUUUGGAUUCAGCCCCCCGGAUUUUAACCCCAUGCAGCCGCCGGGCUCGGGACUGCUGCCGCCGCCCAUGAGCAGCGCGGUGCCCCAGCUCUCCCCCACUUCCCAGAGGCGCACCCCUUACGAAUGGAUGCGGCGCAGUAUUCCCAGCACCAGCAGCACUGGCAAGACCAGGACGAAAGACAAGUACCGUGUGGUUUAUACAGACCACCAGCGCCUGGAGCUGGAGAAGGAAUUUCACUACAGCCGCUACAUCACCAUCCGCCGCAAAGCAGAGCUGGCCGCUGCCCUGGGGCUCACCGAACGGCAGGUGAAAAUUUGGUUUCAAAAUCGGAGGGCGAAGGAGAGGAAGGUAAACAAAAAGAAAAUGCAGCAGCAAAGCCAGCCCACCAGUACCACCACACCUACACCUCCAGCUGUUGGCACCCCAGGGCCCAUCGGAGGCCUGUGCAGCAGCAGUGCCCCAAACCUUGUCUCCUCCUCUCCACUGACGAUUAAGGAGGAAUUCAUGCCUUAA